Molecule: messenger RNA, 738 nt
Organism: Ficedula albicollis (Collared flycatcher)
Lineage: Eukaryota; Metazoa; Chordata; Aves; Passeriformes; Muscicapidae
Product: protein AHNAK2
Exons: 6
Coding region: 415-738 (107 amino acids)
Biological process (GO): regulation of RNA splicing
Cellular component (GO): nucleus; costamere; cytoplasm
Molecular function (GO): protein binding
Source: RefSeq, a predicted model, not a curated record
CCCGUCAGGAACGCCCCGGCCGACAUAGAAGGAAAAUUGUUUGCUGAAUUUCUGCACAGCCCUCCUUCCAAUUGCUGCAGAGAGAGGGGGAGUGGGAAAGAGAGAGAGUUUAAGGCAGGCUCUGCACUGGUGUUCUGGGCUAUUUCAACUUCAGGGCAACUUUAGAGAACUUCAGUUAUUUUUGGUUCUGGACGACAGCUGGGACCGGCUGAGCCACCAGGAGAUGCUGAUGCUGCUGCAGAUGCAGAGGAUGAAGAUUCUGUUAAUGAAGUGGCAGUAGAAGACAUUCGUCCAAGGCCACAAGGAUCCUCUCCAGUUUAUGAGUAUCCUGUUGAAGAAGACUAUUUAAAGCUUCAAGAAGAAAACAAAAGACAUUCUACAGACAAAUCAAAACAGAGUCAUCCACAGGAGACAAUGGAAGUGACCCUGAAAACAGAAGUGGAAGCUGGUGCUAGUGGUUUUAGUGUGAAAGGUGGAGGAAAUGAAGGAAUAUUUGUUAAAAGAGUACUUAAGGAAUCUCCUGCUUCAAAAAUAUUUAGUCUAAGAGAAGGUGAUCAGCUUCUAAGUGCUACAAUAUUUUUUGAUAAUAUCAAAUAUGAAGAUGCACUGAAGAUUCUCCAAUAUUCUGAGCCAUACAGAGUCCAAUUCAGCCUCAAAAGAAAAAUUGCUGUGCAAGAAGAUCUAGAACACUCUACAGCCCACCACAAAAAGGAAAGGAUAGGCCAGGUAGAUAUCUGA